This is a messenger RNA of Staurois parvus, 767 nucleotides long. Lineage: Eukaryota; Metazoa; Chordata; Amphibia; Anura; Ranidae. The record is from the annotation of a GenBank genome assembly.
CAGGACAGGAGAAGUGGGACUGUGCAGAGUCCAUACAUACAGAAUAGGAGGAGAUACCGAGAAUGACGCCCGGCAUCCGGGACAGGAGAAGUGGGACUGUGCAGAGUCCAUACAUACAGAAUAGGAGGAGAUACCGAGAAUGACACCCGGCAUCCGGGACAGGAGAAGUGGGACUGUGCAGAGUCCAUACAUACAGAAUGGACAGAUACCGAGAAUGACACCCGGCAUCCGGGACAGGAGAAGUGGGACUGUGCAGAGUCCAUACAUACAGAAUGAGGACAGAUACCGAGAAUGACACCCGGCAUCCGGGACAGGAGAAGUGGGACUGUGCAGAGUCCAUACAUACAGAAUGGGGACUGAUACAGAGAAUGACACCCGGCAUCCAGGACAGGAGAAGUGGGACUGUGCAGAGUCCAUACAUACAGAACGGGACAGAUACCGAGAAUGACACCCGGCAUCCAGGACAGGAGAAGUUGGGACUGUGCAGAGUCCAUACAUACAGAAUAUGGACAGAUACCGAGAAUGACACCCGGCAUCCAGGACAGGAGAAGUGGGACUGUGUAGAGUCCAUACAUACAGAACGGGGACAGAUACCGAGAAUGACACCCGGCAUCCGGGACAGGAGAAGUGGGACUGUGCAGAGUCCAUACAUACAGAAUAAGGACAGAUACCGAGAAUGACGCCCGGCAUCCAGGACAGGAGAAGUGGGACUGUGCAGAGUCCAUACAUACAGAAUGGGGACAGAUACCGAGAAUGACACCCGGCAU